CUUCGAAUUCAAUACGAAAACCCUGAGGAAAAAGAAAAUCUUUGAAUGAGCCGAAGAAACAGCCUAAACUUGCAUGCAUAGCCAAAGCAAGCCCAUCACUAUCGCGCACCUCUCUCUCCCUGUCUCUCACCUCGCCACGCCAUUGAAGCCCCGGCAUCAAGCAAUCUUCAAUUUCAAAACCCCAGUGUCUCAUAUAAUCCAUCUAUAGUUUCUGAUCCUUUGUCAGCUAUGGCUUUUUUUUCCGUAAUUUGAAAAGCCACACACUCCUUGUAUAGAACAAUCCCUGAGAGGAAGACACAGCGCGUUUCUUUCCGGAAAUGCCAAGCGUAGCUGUGAAGCUCUAUAGCGUCUUCUUCAAGUUCCUCUUGAAGCACCGGCUGCAAAAUCGGAUCCAGUCUUCUCCCGAAGAGUCCGACCCAUUCGGAGUCACCUCCCGCCCCGAGGAGACCAUUGCCGCCGCUAACCCUUCGUUCACCGACGGCAUCGCCACCAAGGACAUCCACAUAGACCCCUUCACCUCCCUCUCAAUCCGUAUAUUCCUCCCGGAAUCCGCUCUAAACGCACCCGAGACCGGCUCGAAAUCGCACCACCACCACCCUCCCAGAUCCAAAUCCCAUCUCCCCAUCGCAAAACGCCCCGGAUCCGAUUCAGAUCUCGAUAUCGGUCCAGGUUCGCCCCAACUCGACUCAUCCAAUUCUCACUAUUACUCUUUGCGCCGGAACAGCUAUGGCCAUCCCAACAUUCCCAGCAACCCUAAGGAAGAGCCUAGAAGGAAUAGCCACGGUUCCGCCAAUGACAUGGACGGUUUGAAUUUGAUGUCGAGCUCUGGCGGAGGAGUUUACAGAGGGUACUCUCCGUUGCCGGAGAAUCGUCGUAAAUUACCGGUGAUAUUGCAAUUUCAUGGUGGCGGUUGGGUCAGUGGGAGCAAUGAUUCAGUGGCCAACGAUUUCUUUUGCCGGCGAAUCGCAAAGCUCUUGGAUGUGAUCAUUGUGGCAGUGGGGUACCGGCUUGCGCCGGAGAAUCGUUACCCGGCGGCAUUCGAGGAUGGUGUGAAGGUAUUGAAUUGGUUGGGGAAGCAGGCGAAUUUGGCCGAGUGUAGUAAGUCGAUGGGGAAUGUGCGGGGCGGCGGGGGUAGCGGUGGCGAGUUUAAGAAGUCUCAUAUUGUGGACACGUUUGGGGCGUCGAUGGUCGAGCCAUGGUUGGCAGCGCACGCAGAUCCAUCGAGAUGUGUUCUCCUUGGUGUGAGUUGUGGUGCAAAUAUUGCAGAUUAUGUGGCUCGGAAAGCUGUAGAGGCGGGCAGGCUUCUGGAUCCUGUCAAAGUGGUUGCUCAGGUCCUUAUGUACCCAUUCUUCAUUGGAAGUGUCCCCACACAUUCCGAGAUAAAGUUAGCAAAUUCCUACUUCUAUGACAAGGCUAUGUGCACACUUGCAUGGAAAUUAUUCUUACCAGAGGAAGAGUUUAGUCUGGACCACCCAGCUGCCAACCCUCUUAUCCCAGGACGGGGGCCUCCUUUGAAGCUCAUGCCUCCAACGUUAACAGUAGUGGCAGAACAUGACUGGAUGAGAGAUCGAGCCAUUGCUUACUCAGAGGAGUUACGGAAGGUAAAUGUCGACGCUCCUGUUCUUGAGUACAAGGAUGCAGUUCAUGAAUUCGCGACCCUUGACAUGCUUCUCAAGACUCCACUGGCUCAAGCCUGUGCCGAGGACAUUGCCAUCUGGGUCAAGAAAUACAUUUCACUUCGAGGUCACGAGUUCUCUUAUUAAGUAGGAUACAAGAAAAUUGAGGUUUACAUUGCAGCAAGAUGAACAUUUUCCUGUGAGCGUGUUCUGUUGGAAGAUGAGCUCGUGAUAUCAUACAACGCAUCCACUACUUGGGGAUUAUGAUAUAUUGCAUAGGUUAUAUAUGGCUCCUAAGAUGCUGGGUGGUUAUUAGUUUCAGGUUUAUUCCUUUUCCUCUUCUCUUUUUUUUGUAAGAUAGAGAAACUGUCUGAGAGUAGGAUUUAGUUCAACAAACGAACGCCACAUUUGGACGUUCUUGUCAAAAUUUUCCUGUGAAUUAUGAUGUGCUGUCGCAAUCAAUAGACUUCAAUUGUUCAAUGCAAUGAAUAUAUUAUGAAA
This is a messenger RNA of Carya illinoinensis, 2117 nucleotides long. Its product is annotated as probable carboxylesterase 11. The coding region runs from base 318 to 1763 and encodes 481 amino acids. The transcript has 2 exons. Gene Ontology annotation, molecular function: hydrolase activity. Lineage: Eukaryota; Viridiplantae; Streptophyta; Magnoliopsida; Fagales; Juglandaceae. The record is from RefSeq and is a predicted model, not a curated record.